AUGGGGGUCACCGGCCUCUGGACCAUCGUGCAACCCUGCGCUCGUCCCACUCCCCUCCCAGCUCUCAACCGCAAACGACUCGCCGUCGACGCCUCAAUCUGGAUCUACCAAUUCCUCAAAGCCGUGCGCGACAAAGAAGGAAAUGCGCUCCGCAAUUCGCAUAUCGUGGGAUUCUUCCGCAGGAUAUGCAAACUUUUGUUUCAUGGCAUUAAACCUGUUUUUGUGUUUGAUGGUGGCGCGCCCAUAUUGAAACGACAAACGGUAUUGGGCAGGAAGAGAAGAAGAGAGGGGAGGAGGGAAGAUGCUGUUAGAACUGCAGGGAGGCUUUUGGGGGUACAGAUGAAGAGGAGGGCGGAGGAGGAAGAUAGUGAGAGGAAGAGGAGGGAAAGGGAAGGACGAAGCAGACCUGUUGAAGAAGAAGAGGUGGUGCCGGAAGAACAAUUAGCAUAUGUGGAUGAGAUAGGGAUGUCGGAGCAACAAGUCCAAACGACCCGGAAAUUUUACAAAAAGGACGCAUAUCAUUUACCUGAAUUGACAAAUGGCAUAGAAGGAAUGGGUAGACCGGAAGAUCCGAGAAUCAUGUCGGCAGAGGAAUUGGAAGAAUAUGCGAGACAGUUUCAUAAUGGAGAAGAUGUGAAUUUAUAUGAUUUCAGUAAGAUCGAUUUUAAUGGGGAGUUUUUUAUGAGUUUACCAGCGGGAGAUCGGUAUAAUAUUUUGAAUGCGGCGAGGUUGAGGAGUAGAUUGAGGAUGGGGUUGAGUAAGGAACAAUUGGAAGAGAUGUUUCCGGAUAGGAUGGCUUUCUCGAAAUUCCAAAUUGAGAGGGUUAGGGAGAGGAAUGAGUUGACGCAGAGAUUGAUGAAUUUGAAUGGAAUGAAUGCGGAGGAGCAGAUGUUUGGGGUUAAUGGGACAAGUAGAAUUGCAGGGGAGAGGGGAAGGGAAUACGUUUUGGUCAAGAAUGAUGGUGUUGAAGGUGGUUGGGCUUUAGGUGUGGUCUCCUUGGAAAAGGGAGUGGGGGACAGGAAUAAACCGAUUGAUGUUGAUGAUUAUGAUCGAAAAAAUAACAAGGUGGACUUGGUGUCUGAAUCUGAGGAAGAUGAUUUCGAGGAUGUUCCUGUUGAAGGAUUAAAUCGGUUACCGAAAGCCAAAGAUGAUGGGAGGAAUAUGACUUAUAGUGAUUUUCAAGCCAGAGAAGUUGCUGAAAGAAGGAAAGAGUACUCCAACUCGAGGAGAAAAUCGAAUUCAAAACCUACACGAAUGCCAUCUGAGGAUCCGGAUUCGCUCUUCGUGGAUGAUGUAGUCGAACAACCGGGACCCAGCUCCUUGAAUGCAACUUACGAUGAUGAGGAUGAAGAUAUUAAUUGCGCGAUUGCUAUGUCAUUACAAAAAGAUCAAGAUGAGGAUGUAGGACUUGACGAGGAGGAUCAUAUAAAUCGAGCAAUUGAACUAUCACUCCAAAAAGGCUAUGGUCAGGAAGAAGCGGAAGAAGAAGAAGAUGAUGCAUUUGAGGAUGUACCAAUGCCAGAAUAUGAGCAAAGAGCAGUAGCAGAUGCUAGACCUCUCACUAAGUCUAGUGGGAAAAUGAUUGCUCAUAUGGUUAAUAAUAGAGCUAAUGCUGCUGUGCCGAAACGGAAAGAAGAGACUGAGAAGGUGGAUAGUGAUAGUGAUAGUGAUAUGGAUUUUCAAUCCGCAUUGAGGAAAGCAAGGUCACAAAAGGCACCGGAAAAAGUCCGUCAAGCAGCACCAGUUGUUGUGAACAAAAAGAAUCCUUUCGAUGGACCAUUACCGUUUGAGAGUAUUCAAUUCAAAUCAUCUUUAUUCGGCAAGAAGAAACCAGAAGAGUUAACUGGAGAGCCACUAGAGGAAGAUGAAGAGGAACUGGCUGGUGGCUUCGAGAAAGAAGAUGAAGAAGAAAAGGCGAAACCAUUACCUCCUUGGUUAAUUGGCAAUGAUGAUAUUAGAUCACAAGUACAACAGCAGCGCAAGAAAGAUCAAGAAUUGAACGCGAAGGAUCGCGAAAGAGCAGAAGAAGACGAGAGGAUUUUUCAACGUGAUCACGGGGUUAUUCAUGUAGACUCUGAUGAUGAUAAUGAUAGUGAUGUGGAAGUUUUGGACAAAGCGCCCACGCUUAAUAUUGCGGAGAAUAGUAUGGAUGAUUUGGCGGAAGCUGUUAAAGCUCAAUCGCCGCUGUCUGAUGUUCCUCGGGAUCGACGGCCAUCGGCAGAACCUCGUGCGGAAGAUCCGGUUGGCUUGAUAGAGGAGUCUGAUGUACCGGUAGAGUGGUCGGAGAGCGAUUAUGGGGAUGUUGCUCCCAAGUCUAAUAAGGCUUCAGAAUCCAUACCUCCCGUUGAAGAGAGCCUAGAUGUGUCUUCUUCGAAAUCAAAAUCACCGUCUCCUGUUUUCGAAGAUGUGGAUCUUCCUGAUGUUCAAGCAACUGAACCUACACAACUAUCAACUUCUGCAAGAAAAAGUCCGACUCCAGUGUUUGAAGAUGUUCAAAUGGCAGAUGCUAUAUCUACCUUGCCAUCUGGACCCACUGCAUCCGACAAGCCACCCUUUGACGAUGCAUAUGAUCGUCAAGAAGCUGAAGCGAUUCCAGAUGAAUUCGAUUUUAGCGAUCCGGAAGAAGAAGAACUAAUGACCCAACUCGCCAUCGAAGCAGAAGAACAUGCUCGCUUUGCCAGUACCCUAAACAACAAAUCCGAAAAAGAAAACCAUGAUUCAUACGAGCAAGAACUCAAAGCAUUGCGAAGUCAACAAAAGAAAGAUCGUAGAGAUGCAGAUGAGGUAUCUCAUAUCACGAUCACAGAAUGUCAAACUCUACUCCGUCUUUUCGGUAUUCCUUACAUCACCGCACCAAUGGAAGCAGAAGCUCAAUGUGCUGAGCUUGUCCGUCUGGGUCUUGUAGAUGGCAUUGUGACUGAUGAUUCGGAUAUUUUUCUUUUUGGCGGGACGAGAGUUUAUAAAAACUUAUUUAAUUCCAAUAAGCUCGUGGAGUGUUACCUCUCAUCCGAUCUGGAAAAAGAACUUUCUCUUUCGAGGGAUCAACUCAUUUCAAUAGCUCAUUUACUAGGUUCUGAUUACACGGAAGGGAUUCCCGGUAUCGGACCCGUCACCGCCGUGGAGAUACUCUCGGAAUUUCCAUCCCAUGCCGGACUUGAAGAAUUCAAAGAAUGGUGGUCCCUCGUUCAAAAUCCUCUCACAACCCCUCCACUCGCAAGCGAACCAACACUCUUCCGCAAAAAGUUCCGUCGUUCACAAGCGACGAAACUAUUUCUACCCCCCGCAUUCCCGAGUCAGGCGGUUACAGAAGCAUAUCUCAAACCGGAUGUUGAUAGUACGGCCGAGGCUUUCCAAUGGGGAGUUCCAGAUCUAGGACAACUGAGAGAAUUUUUGAUGACCACGGUGGGUUGGAGUCAAGAACGGGUGGAUGAAAUUUUGGUGCCGGUGAUUAGGGAUAUGAAUCGACGGGAGACGGAGGGGACGCAGAGUAAUAUUACGAGAUACUUUGAGGGUGGUGUUGGGGUGGGGGGAGUGGGAGGUGGUGGGGGUGAGGUUAGGGAAAAAGGGAGCAAGAGGAUGAGAGAGGCGGUGGGGAAAUUAAAGGCGAAGAAGAAAGGUGGAGCGGCGAAUUCGUUGAAGGAUAGAGGUACCUUUGCGGAUAAUGCGAGGGAGUGGGCGAAGAAGAAUGAAUUGAGUGUGGAGGCGCAAGCGAAAAGAGAUGCGAGUAAAAAGGGGAUGGGGAAGGGAAAGGGAAGGAAAAGAGUGGUGGAGGAGGUGGAUGGGGAUGAGGGGGGUGAAGAUGAAGAUGAAGAUUUGGAUGUGGAUGCUGAAAUAGAUAACAAUGAAGCAGACGAUUAUGGUGAUGAUGAUGAGGAGGAGGAGGAGAAGGGAGAGGGUUCAAUAGGUUCUAAAUCUAAAGCAGUGGGUUUGGAGAGAGGAAAAGGAAAAGGAAAAGGAAAAGGAAAAGGAAAAGGAAAAGGAAAAGGCAGGGGAAUGGGAAGAGGAAGAGGCAAUGGAAAAGCGACGGGGCAAGGGUUCAAAAGACCGAAGAUCACGGAAUGA
Messenger RNA from Botrytis deweyae, 4062 nucleotides. RefSeq lists its product as uncharacterized. Gene Ontology annotation, biological process: nucleotide-excision repair. The transcript has a single exon. NCBI's taxonomy places the organism in Eukaryota, Fungi, Ascomycota, Leotiomycetes, Helotiales, Sclerotiniaceae. Bases 1 to 4062 code for a protein of 1353 amino acids. Gene Ontology annotation, cellular component: nucleus. Gene Ontology annotation, molecular function: DNA endonuclease activity; single-stranded DNA binding. The record is from RefSeq and is a predicted model, not a curated record.